Molecule: messenger RNA, 1543 nt
Organism: Amoebophrya sp. A120
Lineage: Eukaryota; Dinophyceae; Syndiniales; Amoebophryaceae
Source: the annotation of a GenBank genome assembly
GAAACUGAAGCAUCAAGAGCACAGCUUUGCGAAGGUGUAUUUUUUGAAAGAGAGCAUACGCAUUCAGUUUCAAACAGAGCUUCUGCGCUUGGUGGAGCGAGUUGAAGAGAUAAGUAUGCGUGGGCCGUUGUAGUCUUUCGUCCGACACGACGCCGGGCGACGUCUCCCGAACAAGUAGCACUGCUGCAGAGUGCAACGGUGAGGAAGGAGAACUUGCGCCUCCUUUUCGAGGCUGCUUCCCAGCCUCGUGAAAGAUAGAAGCUGCUACGCCAGCCGGGAACAGACCGCGAAGAUGUCCUCUCCAUCCUUGCUUCCGGAGGCCCACGACCCCGUCAACAUUGGUCCCGCCAGCCCCUCUCCCUCCCCGGACGCCAGCCAAGCCAGCGCGUCGCCCGACCAGCAUCGUUUACUGCAAGACGAUGUUGACAAUGGUUCGCCCAAAGAAAACCCAGACCAGCUGCAUCUUCUUGUCGACAGCAGCGAGUCGGAGACCUCCAGCGUCGACCAAAGUUCGUGCAAGGCCUCUCCGUUGCGGCACCGCGGCGACAGCUCGUCCAGCGGGGGUAGUAGUAGCUCGGCUGGGCGCGGGCGAGCAGGUAAAGGGAACAAAAACUUCUGGUACGACAAGUACCGAAAAAAUUGGAAGUGUCUGCUCGGUACAGGCUGUGUGAUCGCCCUUGUUUCCUUUCUCCUGGGUUACGUAGUGCGCGACACGGUCGUGUUCCGAUGGCUGUUCUUCAACAGCGGCAGCAGCGCGGAUGCGCAUAACCCCCGGACGAGAGCAGGACCGGUUUUACCAUCCUCCGUCUCCGCGCCGCAACUCGCCUCUGCUGGCCAACAGAGCAUGCACGAUCGCGAAUUUAUCCUGCUGCACAGUUCCCUGCAAGAGUCUUCCAACAGCUCGUCGCAUGGUGGGUUUGGCCUGCACAGCCGGGGGGACGACGCUGAGGCGAGCAGCGGCCUUACCAGACGAGGCUCUCGCGGCCGUGCCGAGGAACGCGCAGAGGAUGAGGACAGCAGCGAUGCAGCUCCCUUGUUCCACCGGGGGCUGCAACUGGACCAAAAGAUGACCGAGCAGGGGGCCCCGCCCGGAUCCACCCUUCCCGCGGAGCCGGCGGGUGGUGCUACCUCGCCUCACGGUCGCGUGGAGCGAAUGCGUGCGGCGGACUGGGGUGAACACGGUAGUAAAAGCGAGGCUGAGUUGCUGGCACGUGGUCAACAUCUUUCCACCGACGAUGGUCUUGAAGCUGAGGUAAUUCUGCCCACAAAUUAUAACCGUGUCGAGACCGUCGAGCAGAAGCGGUUCGGCGUUCCAACCAGCGGAGGUGGCGGCUCGGAGCUGGUGGCACCAGGUCCCAGCACUACGGACCACACGACAUCUUCUUCACCCGCAGCUGCGACGACCGCGGCAAGCGGAACUACAAAUGCAGGCACUAGUAGCCCUUCUACGCCGCCGGCUGCGGACCACCACCACCACCAACAACCGCGUCGUAUUCCCCCCCUUCCGCGCGGCGACCACCGAAAUUCGAGCAAAGAAAAGCAC